Messenger RNA from Gadus morhua (Atlantic cod), 7759 nucleotides. RefSeq names its product RAB11 family interacting protein 3 (class II). Bases 1264 to 4515 code for a protein of 1083 amino acids. The record is from RefSeq and is a predicted model, not a curated record. Gene Ontology annotation, cellular component: endocytic vesicle; cleavage furrow; recycling endosome membrane. Gene Ontology annotation, biological process: regulation of cytokinesis; endocytic recycling. The transcript has 14 exons. Gene Ontology annotation, molecular function: calcium ion binding. Lineage: Eukaryota; Metazoa; Chordata; Actinopteri; Gadiformes; Gadidae.
GUUGUGUGUUCCUGUGAGUGCGGUCGGCUGGAGAAGGGGAGGGGAUGUGAACGCCGCCGCUGCUGAUGCUGAUGCGAGAGCGAUCUGCCUGCUGUUGUGAUCGGCCAUCACCAGUGGAUCAUCCACAGACGAUCUUUGACACACUAUUGUCGUUUUCUCCGUGGGUUUCGGCGUGUCUUGCGACCGCAUCUGCAUCGACGUUUCUUUUUUUCCGGGGGACAGAUGCCGGAUAAAGACCUCGUUUCCCCCCUGGCCUGCCGUGUGUCCACAUACAGGUGGAUGAAUCCUGGGAGGUUUGAUCCGCUGGCGCCGCCGCACAACAACACGGAGAAAAACCCCGUCGGUUCAGAGAGCCAGUGAACAUCGUCGUUGCGUGUGGGAAUACGAGGUUGUUUUUCGAUAAAGCAAUGAUGAGGAAGAUAGGGGAGGUGGGGGCGACUGUCUGCCGUGCUAAUCCGCUAACAGGCUAAUUUGGCUAGCUAGCUAGCGUCACUGACACCGAAAAUACGGGAUGCUCGAAAAGUGCGUCGCUGCCAAAGUCACUACGUUAAAACGGAAUUAUAGGCCUGUUAAAUGCGAACAGAUUCGCGGUGAUACUAGGUUUCGAAUCAUGACACUGGCAGCAAGGACACUUCCCGUCAGCAUCGACUUUGGAUUUAAAAUGAUGAUAACAGUUCGGAACGUUACAUAUCGAUUCUUUUUUGAUUAAGUGGUGUUUUUUUUUACGUCGCUGACUCUGUACGGAUUCUCCUCCGGUCGAUCGAAGGGUGAGACGUUAUUCGGCUGAAGCGCCAGCCUCAUUCAUCAGCCCGUCGUGUUGACAUCAGCCCGAAGCGUUUGGUAACGUCCACCGACGAGCCUGUCUGCUGUUUAGAUGCCGUUUAAAUCUCCCUGUUUGUGCUGGCAGUGUAUUAAUGCAUGUCAUAUGUUGAUUGAAAUAAUCGGUGAAUAAAGUGGAACGAGCAUCGCGUUGUUAUUUAGGUCAACCGAACCCUCUACCUGUUUAAUUGUUAUACUAGUCGGUUUGCCGAUCACCUCGCUUCCCGCUGUUAACGAACGCCACUUAAGUCGAUCGAUCUGGAAGGUCACCACCGAUCUUUAUCGGAGCUACGCAAUAAGUGUGGGUUUAGUACACAGAAUUCCAAAAUUACAUUUGCGAUAUGCUGUGUUAACCGAAAGAGCAAUGUCGCCUUUCAAAUUAAAGAUCCUAUCUUUGUGGUAAGACGUGACGGGUCAAGUUGAACCAGACGAGAGUCCACCUGUAUGGAGGAUGUGCUCUCAGCCCCUCGAGGGCUCAGCGAGUGGCGAUCCAAACGCCCAUCUCUAGACUUUCUCACUUUAGAUUCGGACAAAGGCACAAUGUUUCCCCCAAACAACAGUGACCAGACUGGUUUGGUUUCGGUAAACAGAGACCAGGACAAUGAUUUAGGGAGCAGGAAAGAGUUUCUCCAGGAAGGUGAGGCUAACCUCGAUAACCUGUUGAGGAGUGCUGGGUAUUUCUGUGCAGAGGAUGUUAUCCAGCUACAAGGAGUCACACACUCCUCCCCACCGCACCUCCCCAUCACAGAGAAACCAGAGGAAGCAGAAGAUAACGGCGACCGCAGCCUGUCAUGGCUCUUUGGGCCUGGCUCCCCUGACCUCCUGUGGGGAAGCUCACUGGAAGGUCUCCCACAGGAAGGGUCUGUCCAGGACCAGACCGGCCAGGGGGACGAGAUUAAUUUAAUCUCCCUCAGCGUGCCUUCCUCGCCAGGGAAGGAAGUGCCCAGGACUUCUGAGCACAGGUUAUACACGACUACUCUGUUGGAGGAUCUCCUCUCCGGGGACCUGCCGUUCUCCUCUGCCGCGCUCCUCCGCCCUCGUUGUUUGGGAGAGCAGCACCCACAGGGUGUCACCCAGGAGCCAGCCGGGGAAGUGGAGGGUGGGGCCUCUCAGUCAACUGAGAGCGGAGCCCCGCCCGCGUCUGGGAACAAGACCCCUCAGAGUUCACCUGAUAUCCACCACCUGCACACUGACUGCGCGAGCACACCGCAAGACAUUGCAGACGGAUCCCUGCCUUUAUUGGACUCUGAGUUUCCCGGCUGUCCAGGAAACGGCAGCCUUUCUCCCAUUGGUCCGUCCCCACUCACCUGCCCAGGUGAGCCGCUGGAUUCCCCAGAGGAGAAGUCUGAGGGCGGGCUGCCGGUGCCUGCUCUCGUCGACGCACACCCAUCCCACGGCGCAGGUGAGUGUGAGUCACCUGCUCCCUGCUCGCCGGCCCCCGGCACCCCCACCGUCGCCGCCUCCGCCCCGCAGCCCUCGGAGACGCGGCCCUCCGAUGAAGGCGUUCCGGCGGUGGACGAGCUACCUGGCGACCCAGGCUCCCCGGAGAAGGCCUGUGGGGUGGGCGUGAUGGACCAGCAGGUGGCCGCUGGACAGGGAGAUGUGGCGGCCGUCGUGGUGGAUCUGUGCUCGAAAACCGAGGAGCCGCCAUGCCAGGCCAUCGGUCCCGCCCCCCCUCUGAAUUUAACGGCUGGCGCUGACGGCGUCACUAGACCCACCACCCCGAACCAGACGGGCCCAGAGUCUGAUUCCGCAGGAUCGUCCUCCCCAGAACCUCCAGAGUGGACUAGCGGUAAAUCCCAAGAGGACCGGAGGUCUCUCGCCAAGAUCGUGGCGCCUGACUCCUUGCCCAUGGUUUCCACGGUUACCCAGAAAGAGGAGAGUGUGUCUCCACUGAAGGCGGUGUUUGAUGCGCUGGACCAAGAUGGGGACGGGUUCGUUCGGAUCGAGGAGUUUAUGGAGUUUGCUGCUGCCUAUGGCGCUGAUCAGGUGAAGGACCUGACCCGGUUCCUGGACCCGUCCGGUCUCGGGGUGAUCAGCUUCGAGGACUUCCACCGUGGGAUCAGCACCAUCGGCAGCGGGGGUCCUGAGCCCCAUCUGUACGACGCACACUACAGCCCAGGUGAUGGAGCGGUCGGUUGUCCGGAGGAGUAUGACGAGCAAAACGAGGUGACGGACAGCGCCUACCUGGGCUCGGAGAGCACCUACAGCGAGUGCGAGACGUUCACGGAUGAGGACACGGGCGCGCUGCUGCAGCCGGAGAUGCACGAGGAGGUGGAGACGGACAGCGGCAUCGAGGCCACGCUGCACGACGCAGAGGACUCCGGGAACAGGUUCUCCCUGAACUCUGAGCUGCAGGACCUCUCCCUGGUGACGGUGAUGGGUGGAGGCGAGGAGGAGCACUUUGAGGACUUUGGGGAGAACCAUGGGGCAGAGCUCCUUGAGGGCGGGGUGGAGGAUCAGGAGGAGGGGCCUGCUGAGGAUGGUGGCCCCGGGGCCCUUCACACCCCCGAGCAGAUCACCUGCUCCUCCCUCAUCAUGUCCCCCAGUGCUCCUUCUCCUCUCUCUGACUGCUUGCGGAGCUACCUGAGAGAGGAGGCGCAGGACUUCUUCUGUAGCCAGUGUCACAAACAAAUCAACCGUCUGGAAGAUCUCUCCACACGCCUUAACUUCCUGGAGAUGACUAGCUCUGGCAAGCGACUCUCCAGCAAGAAGGUGGCAAGGCACCUGCUCCAGAACAGCUCGAUGACGCUGGACACCGUGAGCGACCUGACGCGAGACAUCCUGGAGCUCGCCGAUAACGACAUCACUGACAAGGUGCUGCUGUUGGAGCGCCGCGUGGCGGAGCUGGAGAAGGAGUCUGACGCGUCGGCGGAGGUGCACGCCCGGCUGCGGCAGGAGAACCUGCAGCUGGUGCACCGCGCCAACGCCCUGGAGGAGCAGCUGAAGGAGCAGGAGGUGUACGCCGAGGAGUGCCUGGAGCAGGAGGAGCGCCGCCACAAGGAGGCGCUCGCCAAGAUGGAGCGGGACCUGGGGCUGGAGCUGGAGAACCUGCAGACCAGGAUGCAGCAGCUGGAUGAGGAGAACAGUGAGCUGAGGUCAUGUGUUCCCUGCCUGAGAGCCAACAUAGAGAGACUGGAGGAGGAGAAGCAGAGGAGUCAGGACGAGCUGGAGGAGGUGGCGGAGCGGCUGAUCGAGGAGCAGGAGACGCGCAGGAAGAUGUCGGACAAGCUGAGCCACGAGCGCCACCUCAGCCAGAAGGAGAAGGAGAGCACGCAGGAGCUGAUCGAGGACCUGCGUAAGCAGCUGGAACACCUGCAGCUGUACAAGCUGGAGGCGGAGGGCCGGAGGGGGCGGCUCCCCAGCGCCGGGCUGCAGGAGUACCACACACGCACCCGGGAGGCGGAGCUGGAGCACGAGGUCAAGCGCCUUAAACAGGACAACCGCAGCCUGAAGGAGCAGAACGACGAGCUGAAUGGACAGAUCAUCAACCUCAGCAUCCAGGGAGCCAAGAACCUCAUGACCGCGCCCUUCUCUGACUCACUCGCUGCAGAGAUCAACUCCGUCUCCCGUGGAGAGCUGAUGGAGGCGGUCCACAAGCAGGAGGAGAUCAACUACCGUCUACAGGACUACAUCGACAAGAUCAUCGUAGCCAUCAUGGAGUGCAACCCCUCCAUCCUGGAGGUCAAGUACUGACCCUGUCGGCCCCGGGCUCGGCCCGCAGCCUGCGUAACAAUGGUCGCAUUGCAAAUUGUAUUUCAGACACUGUCUGCUGGUGUUGGUGAUGAAGAAUAAGCUAUUUUGUUUCAAAAUCCCUGGAAUAUGAGUGUGUGAGAGUUUGUGUGUGUGUGUGUAUGUGUGUGUGUGUGUGUGUGUGUGUCGGUUCCGUGAGCUCGCCGUUCUGAAGGCAAGCCAGCUGUCCCGUGUUCCUGUAUUGACGUCAUGUCCCGGUUCUAAAGGGACGCAUCGUUCUGCUGUCCGACCCCAUGAAGACCUUCAUGGCGAAUCCCCACGAUUGGCCCAGAGGUAGAAUAUCUGACCCCAGCGUGCUGCUGGUCCCCUGGGGUGGUGGGGCUGGGGAGGGUCCCCUAAACAGGGCUGAGAGAUGAGUCCUCUGAUGCGCUGGCCAGGAGACCCACCCCAAGCAGGUCUCUGUUGGUCUGCAGCGCCUCUCCAUGAAGGAUAGGGGGCGUUUCCAUGGGUGGAACCCACAAGGACACCCGAGUGUGUGUGUGUGUGUGUGUGUGUGUGUGUGUGUGUGUGUGUGUGUGUGUGUGUGUGUGUGUGUGUGUGUGUGUGUGUGUGUGUGUGUGUGUGUGUGUGUGUGUGUGUGUGUGUGCAGUGUUUUCUUAUUAUUUUCCUCUUUUUGUUGUUUGCUCAAAGGCUUUGACAGGGUCUGGUGAAGUAAUAAGUUAUAGUGAAGGACCCAGGUGGCUUAUGAUCCUGCUCCUUUCUGUGCAUUUGUUUUGCUAUGACACGAGUCCUGGGCCUCCGGUGGGCUGGACACCAAGACUUCAUUUCCCAUCAUGCCCUGCAUUCCCAGGCGCUAGCAGUAACCCAACCAUGAACUAACUGUAAAAUAACUUAAAUUAUAUUUCCAAGUGGUGUAAGAAUGUAUAAAGAGGGGGUGAUUUAAUAGCGAGCGCCUAUGUCAAAUUUAAUGACGGGAACAGAGGUUGAGUCUGGGAAGUGUAGUUUUUAUUUUCUAGAACAGCCCACCUGAUCUCCAGUGUUCUCCUGAGUGAAAGUGUCAGAGAGUUCAUUGAGCCACCGUGGGGAGAACAAUACUGAUAAUUUAUGUUCAUAAGGUUAUUGAUGUUUAUGAAGUUUCACAAUCAAAUGUACUUUGCACUCUGAAUUUAUUACAAGUGUGUUUUGGUUUGUCUAAAAGGGACACUUCUUUGCAAGGGGUCAAAUGUUAAAUUUGAAACAGGGAAAUGGACUAAAAGAGGCUCAGAACGCAGCGAGACUGGACGGCACCACAGCUGUGCUGACACAGAAACACACAAAUACUGGCUUCUGUCUGAAACACUCUGCCAGAGUAUUUCCCUCUCCUUCAUCACUGUGCUGUUGUCUCCGGGGCCGAUGAACUGGUGGGGAUGUGCUGGUAUUAUUAUGGGAUGUUAGGGGGAGGCCAGCCCACUAAAGGACAUGAUGAGAAGGACUACCUAAAGCCACACUUGGCUUGCAAUAACUCCACCAGAGCCCUGGAUCAGACCAGAGCGGGCCCAGCUACACCAGGGAUGAGGAGGAACAGGAACCCUCAUGACUCCGGCUUGUUUCCAUCACCCUUCUGGAGGGAGAAAAGGAUCCUCAUUAGGACUCUGGACUUAAAAAAUAACUUAUCUUUGACAGAAGCUGAACGCUAUCCGCAGCCUCGUCUCUGGACUGUACACGGAGGUCUCCACACCAUUGGAGCGGGGGAGAUCGUUUCCAUACUGCCUGAAGCUCUUCACCGUCACUGCAUUCAACGUUGUUUUGUUUUCACCAAAUCUCGCCUGUCGAGCCCACCUGUAAAUCUCUACCGUUGCUCGCCUGUACAGCUCACCUGUGGCUCUGGGGGGGAGAAUGCCUUGGCUUCAAAGGACUUGUACAUGUAUAGUUUUCUACCCGUCUGUAGAUCCUAGGUAUUUUUAUAGUCGAGGUGAUGUAACGGCAGAGUGGUCUUUCUCGUCUCUCGGUGGACAAUGGUUGCCUGAAUUGUAGCAUGUUGUGUGCGCACAAGCUAACAGUUCCAUUAUCUGUAGUUAACUCACCAAAACACGUAUUUAACUCACCAAACUAAUCUGUAAAUAUUCUGUGGUCUUUUUUUCAUUUUUGUUUUUGAAGGGUAAUACUGAAAGAAAAAUCUUCUAUGUUUAAAAAAAACCCUGUUAUUGAUUUAAGAAGUAUUUUCUAGCAAAGUUGUAGUCUAUUGGAUACAUUACAAUAUAUGAUGUAUGAUACUGUUCUGUAUGUUGAUGUUAUCUCGUAUGAGUUUGACUUGGGUUGGAUAUCGCGACACUUGCUAUUAUUAUUUUCUUGUAGAUAUGAGCCUUGUCUUCCCUCUGAGGUCACUUCCUGUACGGAGGCCAAUCAUCUUCAGAUGACAAAGAUUCCAACAUCCAAACUGAGCUUUCCGAUUGGUCCGACUCAUUUCUUUCUUUUUUUUGAGAUCAGGAGAAUGUGAUGGUAAAAAAAACCACCUAUCCCAUUCCCACCUUGGUGUCUGCAACACUACGACAUUCCCUUCAGGACGACUAAGGCAGUUAACGAGUUCUCUAAAACAGUUAACUAGUUCUGUAACAGUUAACCAGGUAUCUCACAGUUAAUGAGUUAUGUAAUAAAUGCACUUUAACGAGCACUAACGCCCCCUGCAGAAAGAACCACCAAAGACGGUUUGACUUCUCAUCCAAUCAGUUUAGCUUUUUUUGAUCGGCGAUCAACGGACAGCGUUUAUGUUUAUAUUUUUAUUUAAUGGAACCUGAAGAACUGGCCCACUAGUCUCAACACUGAACCCGUGUCUCGAUCCUACCGUCAUCAAGAAUUAAAAAAACAAACCACGUACUUUGUCUCACAACAGCUCCACGGUGUAAAUACCUUUUUCUGAACUUUCUGCUCUCGCGCUCGCAACCGCCGUUCUCGUACACUUGGCUCAAGGGCACUGACAUCAAGGCACACAGCAGUGCAUGGCUCGGCAGUCGGGACACGGGAGAGAUCGGGGGGAAGGAAUAUUGUAGAAAAUGAAAUUGUAAAGCUGAAGAUUAUUCUUAUUUUGAGAGAUACAUGUAUAAAUUAUAACAGUAUUGGUUACUACUGUAUGAUAUUUUUGAAAUACCCGUGGAAGAUGUUAUCCUUAUUAGGCAAUUAUGGGGGAAUUAUAAUUUUAAGUCGUUGUAAAAAAAAAUACAAGUUGAAGAAAAAGUGAAGUAAGAUUAGCAAAUAAAUGAAAUUAAAUAAA